Arabidopsis thaliana (thale cress) is the source of this 758-nucleotide messenger RNA. RefSeq lists its product as hypothetical. Bases 269 to 601 code for a protein of 110 amino acids. The transcript has a single exon. Lineage: Eukaryota; Viridiplantae; Streptophyta; Magnoliopsida; Brassicales; Brassicaceae. The record is from RefSeq and is marked reviewed.
GUUACUAAAUACAUAUAGUUUAUAUUAUUUGAGAAAAAAACGAAUGUAACCGUUAGAUUUAUUACUCUAUCUGCCCAAUUAUACACAUCCAUCUAGAGUAUUAUAUUAAUUAUUGAAAGUGUCGAGAGCCGGCCAAAAAAUGCAACAUAUAAAGCAUUAACUUGGUGUUUUCGUUACCCACAACAUAAAACCAUUCUCCAUCAACCAAAAAAAAAAAACAUUUUUUGUUGUUUGUUUGCAUUGAAGCUUAUAGGCUUCUUUAGUGAAAAUGGAGAUCGAAUCCGUGAGAUGUGAGUGUUGUGGGUUAAUGGAAGAUUGCACACAAGACUACAUUAGUGAGGUCAAAUCUAACUUCGACAACAAGUGGCUCUGUGGUCUCUGCUCCGAAGCCGUGAGGGACGAAGUGAGUCGCCGGAAGAUGACCACAGUUGAUGAAGCCGUCAAGGCCCACGUGUCGUUUUGUGGCAAGUUUAAAAAAGAUAAUCCGGCGGUUCAUGUCGCUGAUGGUAUGAGGCAGAUGCUACGGAGGAGGUCCGGUGAGUUGACGAAUUCCUCUACGUCCAAGAAGUUUGGUAGAUCUAACACCACCAAGUUGUACUGAUCCAUUUUUCUUCUAUUUCGCUAAUUACUUAAUGUAUAAUAUUUGAUGCUUCUUUCUUCCUUGUUUUGUUUAAUUAAUGUCAUAAAUAAUGGUCGGUGAUAUGUUAUAUAACUAAUCAAUUAAUUUCAAACAGACUUGUCAUUUAGUUUCCACACAU